Sarcophilus harrisii (Tasmanian devil) is the source of this 513-nucleotide messenger RNA. RefSeq names its product androgen-binding protein homolog. The record is from RefSeq and is a predicted model, not a curated record. Lineage: Eukaryota; Metazoa; Chordata; Mammalia; Dasyuromorphia; Dasyuridae. Bases 48 to 350 code for a protein of 100 amino acids. The transcript has 3 exons.
UUCCAGGUGAGCUUAGAUCUUCAGCUAGAGAGGGGGAGGGAGCCACCAUGAAGAUUACAAGUGCCACCUUUUCCCUGCUGCUGGUCCUAGCCCUGUGCAGCCAAUAUGCCGAAAGCUGCCUUCCAUUUUAUAUCACUUUUGGUACAGUAGCCUUAAGGAAUUCUGUACUCUUAAAAUUGGAUCUCAUAAAAUAUGGAGCUACUCAAGAAGAGUAUGAGGCCUUCAGAAAGAUACAGGAAUGUUAUGCUGAACAUCCUAUUAUAAGAACGGCAAUGGAUAUAAAGCUCAUGACGAUGACCACCAUAAAUAAAGAAUGCUACGACUAUCUGCUAAGUUCAUUUGGAUUAUAAAACCAUCACUAUCGAAAAUCUGAAUAACAACUCAGUUACUGCCACUGCUGUUCACCCCAUGCCUAUUCCGGGCCCACUUUACCCUCUAAACCCUGAGACCCUGUCCAAUAUGGAUGGUCAUAGUCACUGAUGAUUCUAAUAAAGCAAAUGUACCUCAAAUCUA